UUGUGUACCUGUGAGCAUGCUCUCGUUGACGAUGCAGGUGCCAGUGAGCAGCAUGGCAUCGCAGGGUAUGACACAGCCAUCGGGAGGCAGCACCAGCACGUCACCGGGCAAGAGGCGUGCCGCCGCCGUCAUGCACUCCUCGCGCCCCGCGCGCGUGGUCAUACUGGUGUACCUGUGAGCAUGAUCUCGUUGACGAUGCAGGUGCCAGUGAGCAGCAUGGCAUCGCAGGGUAUGACACAGCCGUCGGGAGGCAGCACCAACACGUCACGGGGCAAGAGGCGUGCCGCCGCCGUCAUGCACUCCUCGCGCCCCGCGCGCGUGGUAAUACUGGUGUACCUGUGA
Molecule: messenger RNA, 342 nt
Organism: Parnassius apollo (apollo)
Lineage: Eukaryota; Metazoa; Arthropoda; Insecta; Lepidoptera; Papilionidae
Source: the annotation of a GenBank genome assembly